Molecule: messenger RNA, 1865 nt
Organism: Arachis ipaensis
Lineage: Eukaryota; Viridiplantae; Streptophyta; Magnoliopsida; Fabales; Fabaceae
Source: RefSeq, a predicted model, not a curated record
UGGCACUAAUAACAAAGUAACAACAUUAAGAAGAAAGAAGCUCAAUUUCCCUAGUUACCCACAAUUGAUUUCUAUUUACGCUUUUGCCCCUACUUUUCUCCCUCACUUGUUGGCACUUCCCUCUUUCUUACGCUCUGCUCACUUUCUCUCUCUACCAAACCUUUCUCUUUCUCUAUCAUCUUUCCAUUGACAUGUCUUCUUCCGGCGGCGUCACCUCCGGCAACCCCCAGCAAUACUUCUGCCACCAGUGCAACCGCACAGUCUCCAUCGUCCCUUCUUCCUCCGAGCUCCUCUGCCCUAAUUGCAACGAAGGCUUCCUCGAAGAACUCGAAACUCCAAUCCCUAACCCUAACCUCAUCAAUCCUUUCUUCUCUUUCAACUCUGACUUCGCCGGAGGUCCCUCCGCCGGAAACCUCCCAUUCUUAUUCUCCGGUGGUGGCGACGAUCUAUCCACGCUGCUUGGCGGCGGCGGCGUUGGUAACACCGCCGCCUCCGGCGAAGCCUUUAACCCCUUUGUGUUCCUCCAGAACUACCUCCAAACCCUAAGAGCUGGCGGCGCCAACGUCCAGUUCGUGAUCGAGAAUUCCGGCGACCCUACAACCGGAACGUUCCGGUUUCCCGGCGGGAACAUGACUCACGGCGAUUACUUCUUCGGCCCGGGGCUCGAGGAGCUGAUCCAGCAGCUGGCGGAGAACGAUCCGAAUCGGUACGGGACGCCGCCAGCAUCGAAGUCAGCCGUGGAGGGGCUGCCGGACGUGUCGGUCACAGAGGAGCUGCUGGAAUCGGAUUCUUCUCAGUGCGCGGUGUGCAAGGACACCUUCAAGCUUUGCGAAUCGGCGAAGCAGAUCCCGUGUAAGCACAUAUACCAUUCCGAUUGCAUCUUGCCGUGGCUGGAACUGCAUAAUUCGUGCCCAGUUUGCCGUUACGAGUUGCCUACCGAUGAUCCGGAUUACGAGCGGAGGGCUCAGCGUGGUAACAACAACAGUGGGCAAUCGAAUUCCGAAAGUAGGGGGAAUCGGAAUUUUGAGUCGGAGACGAGACAAGAAGAUCUUGAUUGAGAGCGACUUGUGUUUCAUAAUGUGGCAGGUUAGAUUUAGGUGGUGAUAGCUUUGAGCCUGCAGCUAUGGAAGAAUGAGGUUUCUGAACUUCUAGUUUGUGUUAAACGAUAUGGAUUGUACAGCUGCUACUUCAAGGAACCUUCAUUCUUUUUCUUUUUUGCUUGGACAAAUUUGAACCAAAGUUGGAAAUAGUUUGAUAUUUUUUGUCAUGUUGUUUUGGAUGCAAUUGCUUUAUUGAUCAAUGUCAUAUUGUCAUCACAGCAAACAUUUAUAGGAUGAAGAAAGGAUUAUGGUUUCUCUUAUAGCAAACUUUGAAAGAAAAAGCUUCAGUUCAUUAAAAUAUUUAUGCCACACUUCCAACCCAUCUAGAUAAAUACAAAAGGUCAUUACAACAACAGAAGCUUCUGUAUCUCUUCUAUUAUUUAUGUUGGAGGAAUUAGCAGCUAUUGCAGUUGUUUUCAAUGUCUAUGAGCCUCAACAUGCCUGUGAUAAUACAGAUUUCUGUGAUUAACGUGAACAAUUUUUGUAUGAAGAUUUACCUCUGCUAAUGCAAUAUGAAGUCCCCCCAUAGCUACACAACUAAAGAUAUAUAACUAGUGUAAUGUCACUAACGUCCCCCCAUAAUUAUUCUGCUAAGUGAUUUUCUGCAAGAAAUGUUGUUUACAGUGAUCUCAGACUCAAAGGAUGUAUGGAGUAAACUUUCUUAAUCUUAUGUAGACUGUAAGACUUUGAUGUAUCAACUACUCAACUCAAUUGUUUCUUUAUGCACGCUAACUGAAUGAAUUAGCUUGGUUUCUCUUCUGCUUA